This is a messenger RNA of Echinostoma caproni, 1320 nucleotides long. The record is from the annotation of a GenBank genome assembly. NCBI's taxonomy places the organism in Eukaryota, Metazoa, Platyhelminthes, Trematoda, Plagiorchiida, Echinostomatidae.
AUGAUGAAGGAGAGCAUAGAAGAUUUUCCUAUGGAGGAACCCACAGUUUCAGAUGGCACUGCAACUCGCGGUUCGCCUGGUGUUACUUGUGGUUCUUCUGCCCUCACGCACCCGGGUGGCAUAAUCAAUACUUCGUGCAUUUCCACAGACAAUAUGGUUGGCAUGGAUUUCGACCUGUCUGAAUAUCAUUCUGAAGCACUAAAUGCCAUGCACGAUCUUUUCCUCUCCAGCAAUCUCACUGAUGUAACCUUGAGGGUUGCUUCUGAACAAAUUCGAUGCCAUAGAAUUGUACUGGCUAGUGCGUCUCCCUAUUUCCGCGCGAUGUUCUGCACAAAUAUGCGUGAAUCUGAAAUGACACAAAUUGAAUUACAUUGCAUAUCAAUCAAUGCUCUUCGGAAACUCAUCGAGUUUGCCUAUACGGGAAAGAUUCGCAUUGAUGAGCACAAUGUUUGUGAACUCCUAACAGCUUCUUCCAUGAUUCAAAUGAAUCACGUGAUUGAGGCAUGUUGCACGUUCCUCGAGCACCAGUUACAUCCAUCCAAUGUAAUCGGGAUUUGUGAGUUUGCCACAUCGAACAACUGCACAGCUUUAGCCAUGGCUGCACAAUCGUUCUUGGAUCAAAAUUUCAACGAAGUUGUCAAAUACGACGAAUUUCUGGCUCUCAGUCCGUCGCAGCUGUUCUCCAUGAUCCGAAGAGACAAUCUGAGUGUACGUACCGAGGCUGAAGUGUACAACGCAAUGAUUCGAUGGAUCAAUCACGACCGCACCUCGCGUUUAUCAGUCUUGGUGGAUGCGCUUAGUGUAGUUCGAUGUCAUACACUAUCUCCGAAUUUUAUUCGGAGUCAGAUAAAAAACUGCAGCCUUUUAGCCGGUGUCCCUUCGGCAAAACUGCAUUUACAAUCGGUCCUGCGUGAUCUGGUUGAGCAUCGCCAUGUACCCACAAAGAAACGGACCGCUGGUUCCACUGAGAUACUCUAUUCUGCUGGUGGUUAUUUGCGUUACUCCCUAAGUGCGUUCGAAUGUUACAAUCCAAACACAAACAAAUGGCGCCAACUGCCUGAUAUUCCCAGUCCCCGGAGUGGUCUGUCCGCGUGCUCCGUUCGCGGUUGCGUGUAUUUAGUUGGUGGUCGAAAUAAUAACGAACAGGGCAAUAUUGACGCGCCUCACAUGGACUGUUACGACCCGGUGGCCAAUAGUUGGCACACAUGCGCUCCCAUGUCCGUCCCGCGAAAUCGAGUCGCAGUUGGUGUGAUCGACGACAUGAUUUAUGCCAUUGGAGGAUCCACGAACACGCUACCACAUAACAGUUGUGAAGUGUGA